Pelobates fuscus (common spadefoot toad) is the source of this 5814-nucleotide messenger RNA. It is a transcript of the gene EPB41L3, whose product is annotated as erythrocyte membrane protein band 4.1 like 3. Gene Ontology annotation, biological process: cortical actin cytoskeleton organization. NCBI's taxonomy places the organism in Eukaryota, Metazoa, Chordata, Amphibia, Anura, Pelobatidae. Gene Ontology annotation, molecular function: actin binding; structural molecule activity. Gene Ontology annotation, cellular component: plasma membrane; cytoskeleton. The record is from RefSeq and is a predicted model, not a curated record. Bases 193 to 4455 code for a protein of 1420 amino acids. The transcript has 27 exons.
GCUUCUGCAAUGCGGUGGGUGUGGUGAGAUAGUAAAUUGGAGAUGUGGACCUCUGCAGUGCCAGCGCUCCCUGUUUCCAGCUAAGCAUCCUCCUCCUCACUCCCAAAACCUCUAUAGUCCCUGACAGCUUCCUCCCCAUAGCUGCUCUUCACGGGACCUCUGUUGGGGGAAAAGCAAAUCUGAAAAACCAUCAUGACAUCAGAAACCGGAUCUGACUCUGAAUCAAAACAAGAUCAAGAUAAAGAUCAACGAGACGGAACACAGAAGAAGGUAGCAGCUGCUGGCCAACCAGGACAGGAAGCUGCCGAAGACCACCAGAACGCUGUAGAACAUUUUCCUGCAGCUGCAGCACACAGUACCCCACUAAAAAGUGAAAAGAACGGUGACAAAGACUGGGAUAAAGAGGCCGCUAUUGCAAAACAGCUAGAAUAUCAGCAAUUGGAAGACGACAAAGUCUCACAAAGAUCAGCUUCCAGCAAGCUUUCCAAGUCUCCUCUGAAAGUUGCAAAAAGACCUAAAAAUAUGCAAGCAAAAGUCAUCCUUCUUGAUGGGUCUGAAUACACAUGUGAGGUGGAGAAGCGAUCAAGAGGCCAACUUCUCUUUGACAAAGUAUGUGAACAUUUAAACCUCCUUGAAAAAGACUACUUUGGAUUAACAUACAGAGACUCAGAUAAUCAAAAGAAUUGGUUGGACCCUGCUAAAGAAAUUAAGAAGCAAAUUAGAAAUGGUCCCUGGCAAUUUUCAUUUAAUGUGAAAUUCUACCCACCUGAUCCUUCACAACUAUCAGAGGACAUAACCAGGUAUUACCUCUGCUUGCAGUUACGGGACGAUAUUAUAUAUGGACGCCUUCCCUGUUCAUUUGUUACCCUUGCACUGCUUGGCUCGUACACGGUGCAGUCAGAGCUGGGAGACUAUGAUCCCGAGGAGUACGGCAGUGACUAUGUCAGCGAAUUUCGUUUUGCACAAAACCAGACAAAAGAACUGGAAGACAAAGUAGUUGAGCUGCACAAAAGUUACAGGGGGAUGACACCAGCUGAAGCUGAAAUGCACUUCUUGGAAAAUGCCAAAAAACUGUCAAUGUAUGGAGUUGACUUACAUCAUGCUAAGGAUUCUGAAGGAGUUGAAAUAAUGCUGGGUGUUUGUGCCAGUGGUCUUUUGAUAUACCGUGACCGACUACGAAUAAAUAGAUUUGCUUGGCCAAAAGUUUUGAAAAUUUCAUAUAAAAGGAAUAAUUUUUACAUCAAAAUACGCCCAGGCGAGUUUGAACAAUUUGAGAGCACAAUUGGAUUUAAGCUACCAAACCAUCGAGCUGCAAAGCGUUUGUGGAAAGUUUGUGUUGAACAUCAUACAUUCUUUAGAUUGCUGUUACCAGAGGCUCCUCCCAAGAAAUUCCUUGCGUUGGGUUCCAAGUUCCGCUACAGUGGUAGGACGCAGGCUCAGACAAGAAGAGCCAGUGCACUCAUUGACCGCCCUGCCCCCUAUUUUGAGCGUUCUUCUAGCAAGCGGUAUACAAUGUCUCGAAGUUUAGAUGGAGCAUCAGUGAAUGAAAACCAUGACAUGUACAUGAAGGAUUCUAUGUCUGCCACAGAGGUGGGUACCGGGCCAUAUAUCACAGCAAAGGGCAUCUCUCAAACCAACUUGAUAACAACAGUAACACCAGAGAAAAAGGCUGAGGAAGAGAAAGAUGAGGAGGAAGAAAAGAAGAAGAAAGUAGAAGUGAUAACAACAGUAACUACUAUUCGCCACGAUACAAAGCCAUCUUGUUAUGAUACUGACUCAUCCCACUCCCUUCCUUACUCAUAUUCCAGCCCCCCAACAUCAUCAACAGAGUUGCGGAGGAGAUGCAAGGAGAACGGUCAAACAUCAGUAGGAAGUGAGCCAUAUUCAGAUAUGACUGAAAUGUCUAGUGAGUCUGAGUGGAACUCAGACCAAAAGGGCAUGUUCUACCCAGAUGAAGAAGAAAUAGCUUUAAGCUAUAAGCAGCAACCUGGCAAAGGCGGGACCCUAUUUUCCUUCUCCUUGCAUCUUCCAGAUUCAUUUCCUUCUCUUCUGGAUGAUGACGGCUACCUCUCCUUCCCUAACAUUUCUGAAACCAAUUUCCUGCCUGAAAGUUUACAACAUUAUCUUCCAAUCCGGUCCCCAUCUCUUGUUCCAUGCUUUCUUUUCAUCUUCUUCUUCCUCCUAUCUGCCUCUUUCUCUGUGCCAUAUGCCCUCACGCUCUCUUUUCCGUUGGCUAUGUGCCUCUGCUACCUGGAGCCCAAGGCGGUCUCCUUGAGUGCCUCACUUGACAAUGACCUGAGUGACAGUUCAGAUGAUGAGACUGACAGUGAACAGACGGAUACUGCGGCUGAUGGUGAAACUACUGCCACUGAGUCGGAUCAGGAGGAGGAUACCGAUGCGAAAACUCAGAAUAGUCUCAUUAAACGAAUACAGGGGGAAAAUGUAUAUGUCAAACAUAGUAAUCUUAUGUUAGAGGAGUUUGACAGAAAUCAAGAAGAAUUUAUGAAACACCACACUAACAUAAGUGAGCUUAAAAGGACAUUCUUGGAAACGGCAGCAGAUACAACAGCUGGGGGUGAAUGGGAGAAACGUCUUUCUACAUCUCCAGUGAGACUGGCUGUGAGACAAGAAGAAGCUCCAAUGAUUGAACCACUUGUGCCUGAAGAGACCAAAGAAGAAAGGGAGAAAUCUGAAAAACUUCUUGCGUUGGAGAGGGCUAGCUAUUCAAUGUUAGAAUCUCAGCCAGGGGACAUAGUGAAGAAGCUUCGGGAGGCAAGAGCCACCAGCCCUGUGGCUACUUCUCAUCAAAUCAUUAUGCAGAAAACUAUUCCAUCAUCCCCAGAGGGCACAGAGGAUUGGGUUAUUGUAGACAAAGUACCCACUAAGGUAGUUGAUGAUGACUCAAAAAACAUUGUGACUUACAAGGUGACUACUACCAUGAGCAGUGAAUCACCAUCUUCAACAUUUAAAACCAGUCCCUUUGGCAGUCAAAGACUGGAAGCCUUGAAAAUGGAAGUUAGAGCCAGAGAAGAGGAAAGCAGACAGAAAAUGUACACGUUAGGAAAGUCUUACGAUGCGGUUUCUGGUAAAAUUGUAACAAUGGCAGGCAAAACAAAAGAAGGGGAAAAGACCUUGCAGCCUUCAUCAUUUGAAAUCCUGCAAAAGCUUGAAAAAGAAGUUUCGGAAAAUGUGAAAAUAAUUCCUGUUACAGGAGAGUAUGAAAUUGUGGAAUCCAUUAGUGAUGACAAGGGAAGGAAGAUUCCAGAGGGACCAACCAUAAAACGGAAAUUGUCAGAGUCACUGGCGACCAUUAAAGAAGCAGACUCUCAGCUGGCUAGCCCGAUAGAAGAGAAUCUAAAGAAAGUCCAAGAUAUGAAUGUGGAAAUGAAAUUUAUUGAGAGUGGGAAAGUGGAGAAGGAUCUUACAUAUCAUGAUUACGAGAUCAUUAAAACAGAUGUUCCAGUAUGGAAAGAUAAAAAACUAUCUGAAUGGCGAUACACAAGAGACCAACCCUUUACCAUUGCAACUGCCCAUUAUGUUACUGAGUCAUCUGCGUCUAAAGUGGUGACCAAACAAUCAUCUGGUGAAAAAACCAUUGAAGGUUCAGAUAUCUACAGUUUAUUAGACUCUUCAAGAAAGCCAUCUGAGUUCAUAGGAGGGGUUACAACUACUUCACAAAACUGGGCUCAGAAAACAGAAUCACAAACAGAGUGGGAUUCCAGUGGCACCACAAUAGAGCAGAAGACAAAAGAAAAGGUUGUGCAGGGCAUAGUCACUGUGGAGGAGAACCAAGUGGGCAAUGUGCAUGCAAGCGUGAACGCUACUGAGCUGGCUGCAGUGCACUUGAAUGCAGCUUCUCAGGCAUUGACAGUCAGUGAUUCUAGCUUAAAAGGGGAUGAGUGCUCUGCAUUGACAAAAGAGGCUGAUAACGAUGAAGAUGUGACUGUUGGUGCUUCUGCUUGUUAUACGCACGAGGAGGAGCAUGGUGCAGAGAUUCAUGACUCAAAGUCAUUGGAUGGCAAGCCUCACGAGGAGUCACCUGUUGUGAAAACAGAGAUCAUCACUUUUGGCACUAUUGCUGAAGGAGAAAAGCCAGAGGUUUCCUCAAAGGAUGUACCAGUAGUACAUACAGAAACAAAAACCAUAACCUAUGAGUCAUCUGAGAUGGUCUCUCGUGCCGACAUGGACCCUGGUGUACUAAUGAGCGCUCAGACAAUCACUUCAGAAACUCUGGGCACAACAACUACUACACAUAUCACCAAAACUGUGAAAGGAGGCAUUUCCGAGACAAGAAUUGAAAAACGAAUAGUGAUAACAGGAGAUGCAGACAUUGACCAUGAUCAGGCGCUGGCUCAGGCAAUUAAAGAGGCCAAAGAGCAGCACCCUGACAUGUCAGUGACCAAAGUAGUGGUACAUAAAGAAACCGAAAUCACACCCGAUGAUGGGGAGGACUGACCGCAGCAGGACUAACAGAGCUUGGACACAAGCAGAUAAGUAAACAGGAAUCCAAGAGCCUAUGUGGAAUGGCAAACCUAAUCUGGCUCACCUCUGUCCUUGGAAAAUUCCAAUCUCCAAGACACCGGCAGACAUAUCUUCCCAUUAAAAGCAAUGCAAUUCAGCAUAAGUAAACCAGUAUUGCAUGAAGCAACUUUAAAAAAGGCAGCAUCUUUUAUUUUAAUUGUCUACGUUUCCAGUUAUACCUGCACGUUCACACAAGACAAUACUAUAUUAAGUGAACUUAUUAAUGCAUAUUCUGUUCAUGCCUUUCUUCUUGAAUUCUACAAAAACAAACUAAAUUUUGUUUCAUUGCAAGCCUUUGUUUACAAAAAAAAAACAACAAAAAUAAAUAAAAAUAAGAAAGAAACAAAGAAUAUCCUAAAAUGCUAGAAGCUGUGUAGGUACUGUGUAUAAUGUUUUACCACACCUUAUACGUGCCAAUAACUCACAUCAUUCAGUACACCACUUGAAUAUUGUAUUGUUUUAGCUGGUUUUAUUACUAUGACCCAACAAAAAAAAAAAGGUAAUUCCUUAAAUCUUGUGAAACUAUUUAAAUACUGAUAAAGUGUGUGUUAUAUAUCCAAUUUAAUAACAUAAGGGGUAGUAAUUAUUUUCAUAUUUUCUUGGAAUCGAGAUUGUUUUGUUUUUGUUAUAUUUUUGUUAGCUUUGUUGAGUUGGAUGCACCUGGCAUACAUAUAACACUCACAAAAAUUUAGAUGUGUACAAUGUAUGUGUUGUUCCUGAAAAAAAAAAAAACACUUGUGUUUUCUUAGUUGAACAAAUUGCAACACGAUUACUUUAGCAUUGUCCUGUUAAUUGUUUUUGUAUGUCUAUUUCCUUUUAAUCCUUCGUGGCAACAUGACUAAUUGCAAAUCUAUUCUACAUCUAUUACCUAGCUGAGAGCCAAGCCUUAACCUCUACACAAAUUCCAAUAUAUACAUAUAUAAUUGUAUAUACUCCCAAACAUCCACAAACAUUUCACUUCCCAGGUACCUUUUUCAUUACAUUGUCCGCUACUUUACAAAUACAUGGUGAAUGUUUCUGCAUAGUGAAAAAGUGAUAAAUGCAUUCUAAUGUAUUGUCCUUGUUGGAAACAAAUGCAAUCUGCUUUUCUAAUUUGCGCCAGCCAUGGUUUCCUUUCAAAGCAAAUCAUGAAAUUAAAUAAAAAAAAAUAUAUAUAUAUUGGAAGACCAUCGCUGUUUAUUUUGCAGCUAAUUAAAUGACGAUGAAAGACUUUUAUUUUGUUUUUAUAUUUGCUGAUUUUAAUGGACCCCCCACAAAGUCUUGCCUUUUUGCCAAUAAAUGCUAUACAUCACA